AUGACAAACCAGGUAGACUGCGAGGUACUUGUGGUCGGAGCCGGACCGGUUGGCCUUGUCACAAGUCUAGCCAUAGCCAAGGCCGGCAUCAACACCAUUCUCGUCGAAAGCCUUCCAGAUAUCGAUGACUCGCCGCGUGCAAUGGCCUACGGGGCCCCUGCGGUCGUCGAACUCGAAAGAGCCGGCGUCGCUGCGGACGCACGCAAAGUCGGCAUGGAGCCGUCGGACUACGAUUUCCGCCUGCGAUGGAUCACUCUUGACAACAGAUUGAUUGCCGAGUUCAAGCCAGAAGACAGGAUCCCGGGGUCCUUCGAUCCGAUACUAUGUGGCCAGUAUCAGUUGGCGAGGAUCAUUCAGCGGCAUCUGUCGGAGUAUGACUGCGCAAAGGUCCUUUUCAACCACCGAUUGCACGAUGUGAAGCAGGACGACCAUUCGAUAACAGCAGUUCUAGAGACGCCCGAAGGAACCAAGCACAUCACGGCGAAGUAUCUGGUCGGCUGUGACGGGGGCCGGUCCACGGUCCGCAAAGUCCUCGAUCUGGGCUACGAAGGCUUCACAUUGCCGCAGUGGCUCGUCGCGUGCAAUGUAAGGUACCCGUUCCGAGAGCACGGGUUCGGACGCGGUCAAUUCAUCGUGCAUCCGGAGCAUUUCUGCUUGGUCGCCAAGAUCGAUCCAACUGGGCUAUAUCGCGUGUCGUAUAACGAGCAGGAACACCUGACCAGGGACGAAGUUUUGGCCAACGUCCACAACAAAUUCGAGGCCAUAUUCCCCGGACCAAAGCCGCUCAGGAAGGAUGCAUAUAAAAUUGAAGCCGUCAGCCCGUAUCGCAUCCACCAGCGGAGUGCGACUUCAUACCGGAAAGGGAGGGCCUUAGUAGCUGGAGACGCAGCGCACGCUUGUUCCCCGUUCGGCGGAAUGGGCCUGACUGGCGGCAUAUGUGACGCUGGUGGUCUUGCCGACUGCUUGAUAGGCGUCCUGCGCAAAGGCUGCGACGACUCGUUGCUAGAUAAAUACGCCGAGAUCCGAAGACAAAAGUACAAAGAGAUCACAGAUCCUGUCAGCUACGGCAACACCUGCGCCCUGCGAGAUACCGAUCCCGAUGCGGCUGCGACGUCGGCGGAACCCUUCAAGACGAUGAAUGCAUCGCCAGAGGCUCGGCGGCUGAUGCUGGAGAAGGCAUAUUUGCUCGGCCACGAUUUUCGACAAUACUGGCCGACAGUCGAGACGGAAAAUGGCGAUAAAGAGCACAAAGCAGUGACAGACCCGGCUGAUAUUGCUGUCAUGAACCCGAGAAUCUCGCCAAGUGACGUUGAGUAUUGGGUGGAUCCGACCGGCCGAACCCUGCAGCAACCAUCAGAUCCGUCGUCUCAAUUUUCUGAGCCGUGGAGCUCUACCACAACAUUUCAUACAGCGGCAACCUCGCUUCGUACAGAGGCUCUCGAGAACAAUGUCGACAACGAAGGGAUAAUGAGGGAGGAUGAGAGGGCGCAUCGAGGCCGGGUGGGCAAGCCUGACAGGUCGUCUGGUCUUGAGAACACCGGAGCAAGGAAAGGCUUUGGCCCACAUCAGCAUUGUCCGCCCCACAUCCUCUCUGCUUCCCGACCUCAAUUCGACUCAUUCGAGCUUGGAGAUCAUGUAACACUGGAUGACCGUCACCACGACUUUGAUCCAAAUGACAUGCGGGAAGCCAUUGCCAGGUCCUUACAGGAGAUCAAAACGACCGAGGGCGACAGAACCGGCCAAGAUCAGAAGAUCACGGCACUGGAGCUCGAAUUGAAGAUAGUGAAAGAACAACUCCAGCUCGAACGCGAAAGACGAGAACCAGAUCGGCAGAAGUUCGAGCUUGAAAAAGAGACGGCCCGAAACAAGCCCUUGAGAGCAGGACGCAGUGAGCCAGAGGUUGCCAAAGUCCUCGAACCAGAUAUCAACUAUUCGGCUCCGAGGGGAAGGGAAUUGUGGAUAGGAGAAAUUCGGAGAGUCAACGGUCGCAACAUUGGGCGUGAAAGACGCCUUGAGGUCGGUGAAUAUGUGGUUUGUCGACGGAAGGGUCGUAGGGAGGAACAAGUGAGAGGCAGAAAGUAG
Messenger RNA from Exophiala xenobiotica, 2082 nucleotides. RefSeq lists its product as uncharacterized. NCBI's taxonomy places the organism in Eukaryota, Fungi, Ascomycota, Eurotiomycetes, Chaetothyriales, Herpotrichiellaceae. Gene Ontology annotation, biological process: 3-(3-hydroxy)phenylpropionate catabolic process. The transcript is spliced from 6 exons. Gene Ontology annotation, molecular function: 3-(3-hydroxyphenyl)propionate hydroxylase activity; FAD binding. The record is from RefSeq and is a predicted model, not a curated record. The coding region runs from base 1 to 2082 and encodes 693 amino acids.